GCUCUGAGAACUCAAGGUGAAGAAAAAAGUCUGCACGUUAACAGUUCUGCUGGAUUUCCUCUUUCUGUGCACAGGAAGAGGGGUGCUAACAACAGAAGGUUCACAGCCAAUAGGGUGACUCUGUUACAUUUGUGCAAGCUUUGUUAUUGAUCAUGCUGAUAAGAAGUGGAGUUAGUACUGAGCGCAUAUAUUCAGUGCAAAUACUGGAAAUACCAGAUGGCCAUCCACACAGUAUCAUUUUGAUGGAUGUUUUCAAGAUACGCAGCGCAUUCAGACCGGAGCUCUGGAGAGAAACAUGGAGGUUUUACCAACGCGAGGCCUUCUUUAGGCUUGGGCAGGGAAUUUGGAAACCGAAAGCUAUAUGUUUUCCUUCCUCUUCUACAUUUCCUCACCGAUUGCCUUGAGCAGAGCAAGGCAGUCUCCCUCGUAAGCGGCAGACAACAUUUUUGGGUCGAAUUGUUUCAUGGGACUUAUUCUCCUCGAUCAAAUAGGACACAUCAGGCCAGGGUCACAAUCCAGCUAACACCCUCUUUCCUUUAUAAACUCCGGUAUCAACCAAUUCUUCUGCAUGUUUGUGUUACCUGUGAUUUUAAGAAGUGUGCCAUCUCUCUGGCUGGAGCAGCAGGGAGAUAGAACAUCAGAAAGUAUUUGCUGAAUGUUUCUGGUUCUUACCUUUGAAUCCAGAAUCACUAAGGAUAUAAGCCAAGACAAUAACACUGGACUGCCUAAGUUGGGUUCCACCACUUAAACUCCUGGUGCCGACGCCUAUCACUGGACUGCCUUUUCCCCAGGGCACUGACUGUACACCACUCUACCUACCUCAUAACGUCCAGUCAUGCUCUUCAAGAGGAAGUUGUGCUUGUUUUCUCUGUUUGGUGGGAUUCUCUUUGUCAUGAUCACCAUUCAGAAGAACAACAUCCUGUCUAUGACUUUGAUGGAGACCCAUGCCACCUCCAGGACUGUGCCAGGGCCCGCUGUUAACCGAAUAUGGGCAACACCCAGUGCCACGGUGCCCAGUCCAGACAGGAUAUGUGAGUGCUCGUCCUGCAUAGCGGACAUGAAGGUUUCUGCGUGGUUCGCUCAGCACUAUGACCCCCAGCAGCAGCCUUUCCUCACAGACAGAGACAACAACAUGGACCCCCUGGCCCUGAAGUGGUGGCUGGCUUUGCAGCGGUCCACCGAUGAGCGUACGAUAUACGAGGUGAUCCAGAAGAUGUUCCAGGUCAUCGCUCCCCCCGCCAGGGAUGUCCAACCCAAACAAGCUCAAUGCAGGAAGUGUGCAGUGGUGGGGAACUCAGGAAACCUGCUGGGCUCUCAAUAUGGCUCCUUGAUAGACUCCCAUAACAGUGUCAUAAGAAUGAAUAAAGCCACCACAUUAGGGUUCGAGGCGGACGUGGGCAACAGAACGACACACCACUUCAUGUACCCUGAGAGUGCAGUGGACAUUGGCCCUGGGGUCCACCUUGUCCUGCUGCCCUUCAAACUCCGCGAUCUACAGUGGGUAGCCAGCGCCCUGUCGACGGGAGAAAUCAAAACGACAUACAUGAGGGUGAAAGAUCGAGUACAGGCUGACAAGGAUAAGGUAAUGGUGAUGAAUCCAGCAUUCUUUAAGUACACCCACGACCGGUGGACAGAGCGCCAUGGCAGAUACCCAUCCACGGGCAUGCUGGCCAUAAUAUUUGCACUGCACAUCUGCGAUGAGGUGUCGGUAUUUGGCUAUGGAGCCGAUCAACAUGGGAACUGGCACCACUACUGGGAGGAAAACAAGUACGGCGGCGCAUUUAGGAAAACCGGAGUCCACCAUGCUGAUUUUGAGACGGAGGUUAUCCAAAAGCUUGACACAGAGGGCAAAAUUAAGCUGCACAGGAGAUGAGAAUGAGCAGGGGUGGUGUGUACAGGAUGAAGCCUUUAGACUGUAGUGGUCUGGUGGUCAGAGACAGUCAAAUAUGUGCCCUGCUCUCUGUAACUAGUGCCUAUGAGCAACACAAACAACCAAAACCACAAACGGGAGUCCUCAAACCACAACAAAAACUUGAAUCAUGUACAUUGCCUUUAGAAAGUAUUCAUACCCCUUGACUUAUUACACAUUUUGUUGUGUUACAGCCUCAGAGAUCUACAGACAGUUGUGGGGUCUUAAAUAGACAGAUGUGUUUCUUUCUAAAUCCUGAACUGGCCACAGGUUGACUUCAAUCAAGUUGUACUGACAUCUCAAGGAUGAU
Messenger RNA from Salmo salar (Atlantic salmon), 2219 nucleotides. It is a transcript of the gene st3gal8, whose product is annotated as ST3 beta-galactoside alpha-2,3-sialyltransferase 8. Gene Ontology annotation, cellular component: membrane. NCBI's taxonomy places the organism in Eukaryota, Metazoa, Chordata, Actinopteri, Salmoniformes, Salmonidae. Gene Ontology annotation, biological process: sialylation. The record is from RefSeq and is a predicted model, not a curated record. Gene Ontology annotation, molecular function: beta-galactoside (CMP) alpha-2,3-sialyltransferase activity.